CAAGCAGGAAUUCUGGUAGAGACGUGACAGUGAGCAUGCGGUUAGCUGUGGAGGUAUAUGGAUGAAGAGUAAAAGGAGUAAACCUUGCAUUCAUUGGAGCAUGUUGAUAUGGAAAGGACCCAGUAUGCAAAAAGUCUCUGUUAGUAAUCUUUCAAAAUUGACGCAAAAAGGGAGAACCCAACCCAAGAGCGGUAACAAAGGCGCUUUGGUUUGAACAAAUACAUCUGUAAAGUAGGGGGAUAACUGGUCCUUCAGUAUGAGUCGAGGUGGAUGGAGAAAGAAAGCCGAUGAUGAUGGAUGGGGAGGAAUGGGUGGUUACAUGGCUGCAAAAAUAUCUAAGCUUGAGGAGCAGUUUCAAAAGGACACCCCGAGAGAGAAGCAGAAAGAUGAAACAUCGUCCUGUAUCUUCAGCGGCGUGGCCAUCUACGUCACCGGAUACACAAAUCCCAGUGCAGAUGAGCUGCGCAGGCUUAUGAUGCUGCACGGCGGGCAGUUCCAUCUCUAUUACUCACGCUCCAAAACCACACAUAUCAUCACCACCAACUUGCCCAACAGCAAAAUACAGGAACUCAGAGGAGAGAAAGUAGUGCGACCAGAGUGGAUUACAGACAGUAUAAAGGCAGGCCACCAGCUUUCUUAUGUGCAGUAUCAGCUGUAUGCAAAGCAGAAAGGCCUGAGCUUUACCACUCUGUGUAAAAGAGAAGGACAGGAUCCAUCGUUCAACAGUGUCCCACCCAAACACAGUCCAAGUCACCCCCAAUCAGACAGCAUCCAGCCUCAGCCCAGCCACACUGAAACCCACACUAAAGAAGUCCUCAAAUCCACUCACAGUAACCACCCUAAUAACGUACUUGAGCAAACCAAACAACUGCUGGAUGUCAGACUAAAUGGCUUGUAUAGAGUUAUCUCUGAGGAAGCCGCAGGGAGCGCUGGAGUUAUUAGGAUUCAUGAUGGAGAUGAUGAUGACAAUACGUAUGCUCUUUUGCCAAAAAGCUUGAAAGACCCUUUGUUAGCCAAUGGUUAUGUACACCCUGUAAAUGGUGCCUUAAAGCCUCAGGUCUUGGUUCCUUUGGCAGAACAUCCUUCUCCAGUUGUUGACACAGGGUCUCAUCAGUCUAACCUCUCACAGGCAGGAUACAGAGACACAGAUCAGCCGAACUGCUGCUCUGCUGGUUCAAAAGCAGAUCAGAGGCCCAUGAUCUCCACGGCCAGUCCUACAAAGAAGCCUGUUACUCACAAUAUGCAAAAGGGACUUCAACCAUUCAAUCCAGGAACUUCUGCUGUGCGCGAGAAGGCUAAUCGUCUGCUGGAUCAGACUGGUAGAGGUCGAGUAAAUGGGAGUUACCAUAUUAACCCUAACUCCAACCUUGCAGACUCUAGUAACCAAUCAGCAGAGGCUGGAAUAAUAUCCGAGUUCUUUUCCCAUUCGAGGCUGCAUCAUAUCGCCACGUGGCGGAAUGAAUUCACGGAGUAUGUGAAUACCCUUCAACGAGCAGCAGGGGGAGAUGUUUUCUCUGGAAAAGAGAAACUAAAGAAGCUCAGAAAUAAUUGCAGUGCAGGUUCCUCAAUGCCAGCUCCUCGGGUGCGUCAGUCUUGUAUUCUACAUGUGGAUAUGGACUGCUUUUUUGUGUCAGUGGGAAUCAGACACCGACCAGAUCUCACAGGGAAACCGGUUGCGGUAACAAGUAACCGUGGUCCAGGCCGUGUUGCACAGCGACCUGGCACCAAUCCUCAACUUGAGUUUCAGUACUAUCAGAGGAAACAGAAUCAGUACAGAAUUGAGAAGACAGAUGGUGAUCUUGAAAUGACCCCAUCUCCACAGUGUGAGGAGGCUCAAAAUAAUGGAGUGGAUCAGGACCAGACUGCUCUGUCUAUGGCAGAGAUUGCCUCCUGCAGUUAUGAAGCUAGGCAUGCUGGUGUGCGAAAUGGCAUGUUUUUUGGCCAGGCUAAGCAGCUUUGUCCUGAUUUACAGUCAGUGCCAUAUGACUUUCAUGCAUAUAAAGAGGUGGCACUGGCCAUGUAUGAGACUGUGGCCAGUUACACUCAUAACAUCGAGGCACUGAGUUGUGACGAGGCAUUGGUGGAUGCCACUGCUCUUUUGGCUGAGCUGGGGGUCACUCCUGAUGACCUGGCAAGGACCAUCCGGGCAGAUGUGAAGGAGAAAACAGGUUGCUCUGCCUCAGUUGGAAUGGGUUCCAACAUUGUUCUAGCCCGAAUGGCAACCCGGAAGGCCAAGCCAAACGGGCAGUACUUCCUCAGAUCAGAGGAGGUGGAUGAUUUCAUUAGGGAUCAACCUGUCUCCAGUUUGCCUGGUGUGGGUCGCUCAAUGAGCUCCAAGCUGGCCUCCCUGGGAGUAAGCACUUGUGGACACUUGCAGCAGUUGUCCAUGUCUCGACUGCAGAAGGAGUUUGGGUCACGGACAGGUCAGACACUCUUCCGCUUUUGUAGGGGGCUGGAUGACAGGCCUGUGCGCAGUAAGAAGGAGAGGAAGUCUGUGUCUGCUGAGAUGAAUUACAACAUUCGUUUCACACAGGUUGAAGAGGCGGAGUCUUUUCUUACUAACCUAUCUAAGGAGGUGCAGAGGAGGUUGGAGGGGGCGGGGCUAAAGGGCCGCCGGAUUACACUGAAGGUCAUGAUGCGGAAAGCUGGGGCUCCUGCAGAGCCAGCAAAAUAUGGUGGUCAUGGUAUCUGUGACAACCUGGCCAGGUCUGCUUUGCUAGCUCAGGCCACAGACAGUGGUCAGGUGAUUGCAGCAGAGGCCAUUAAGCUUUUCCAUGCCAUGAAGCUGGAUGUGAAGGACAUGAGAGGGGUGGGGCUUCAGGUACAGCAGCUGGAUGGAACAUACGCAGAUCCAUCAGGACAAGGGCCCUCUCAUGGCCGCUCCAUCAAAGACCUGCUGAUGGCCAAAAAGCCACCCAACAGUAACAGCAAAGACCAUCUAGCACAAGAUGUCUUAACCAGCACUUCAUCAUCUAUAACUUUGUCCUCCAAUCAGGAGAGAGUUUCCUCUCCCUCAUUACCACCCUUCACCAUGUCCAAUACAAUACCUGGGACAAGUAAAGGAGUACUUCCUGAUCCACACACACUCAACCAUGUCAGGACAUGCCUAAACCUCAGCAUUGAGGUGCCAUCUCCCUCUCAGGUGGAUCAUUCUGUGUUAGAAGCUUUACCUGUAGAGCUUAGGAAACAGGUGGAGCAAUCUUGGACCCACAGAGAGGAGCAUCCCAGCACCUCAUCUCAUCUCUCAACCCCACCCCGAACCUCCUCCUUUUCACCUCCAGGCCUACCACCUGGCACUAUUGUACUGCAGUUUCCAAACCAGCCCGGACAACCAUGUGCAACUGGCAUUGUUCUGGAGCUCCCAGACAUCUCCCAGGUUGAUCCAGAUGUGUUUGCAGCGCUUCCCAAAGAGCUACAGGAAGAGCUAUGUUCAGCUUACAGACAUAAGGGAAAUGCUGAAGUUCAUGGUCUUUUAGGGGACCAAAAAAAAACAUUUCCUCAACUAAAGCAGCCUGCAGUGGGGAAAAUAAAACGGCGCUACAAGAGAAAUGCUAGUCCUGCCAAAAAGGGCUCCAGUCCGCUAAAAAAACGAUCUCCUGGAAACAGCCCUGCCAAGUCUGGCCCAUCCAAAAUUCUCUCUCUUCCAUUCAAAACAGAAAAUGUACGGUGCCUAUCCUCUCGGAGCACAGAAAUCCCAGAGACAAUUUCCAAAUUGAAUCCCCGUCCAGUUCCGACCCUAGCUGGAGCUUUUGAAUUCAGUGACCUCAGAACUCUACUUCAUGAAUGGGUCACCACCAUCUCAGAUCCAAUGGAAGAGGACAUUCUACAGGUGGUGAAGUACUGCACAGAACUUGUGGAAGAUAAAGACUUGGAGAAACUCUACCUUGUCAUCAAAUAUAUGAAGAGACUUAUGCAGCAGGCCACGGAGUCUGUAUGGAGCAUGGCCUUUGACUUCAUCCUUGACAAUGUGCAGGUAGUGGUACAGCAAACCUAUGGCAGCACGCUGAAGAUCACAUAGGACGUCUGUCCAAACCUCUAUCGCUGCAACAUUAACCUAGUCCUGCCACCUCAUCCUGGUGUGUGUGUGUGAGUGUGUGUGUGUGUGAGUGUGUGUGUGUGUGAGUGAGUGAGUGAGCGAGUGAGUGAGUGAGAGAGAGAGAGAGUGAGUGAGCGAGGGCGAGAACAAAACAGCUUGACUCUGUCAAUCAUUGUAGCAUUGCUGCUUGUCCUCCUGUGAAGUCACUGAUUCACACUUCUCAGAGAACACAGAAGACAUCUGAGGACUAAAAGAUCAAGACAAUGAGUCUGUAUGAUUAGGAACAGAUGAGAAUACCAGCUUUGUUUAGAAGCAACUGAACUCUGAAUAUAUCUUUCAUCAUGAUGUCACGUUCUAGACUAAUGUCUAGAAGAGCUUUUUCGAAUGUCCCAAACCAAGAUUUUUAAAGAGAUCUUCCAUGUCUUUUCAAAAUUACUUCCUCUUGUACACCAGAACCUGUGUUUAUCUUUAAAGUCUGGCCUCAGAAAUGUUUAACAGACUUUGCAGCAUAGCAGAAUGGAGUGGCAUUUUAUUUGCCCUUUAUAGGUCAGUUUGAGAUGUUGAAAGUAAAAUGAGGGAAAACAGAACAUCUUUUAUUUAAGUCCUAUGACAGAUUUUACCAUUUGGAUACUAACAUUUAUGUAAAAGCUAACAUUUUUAUUAAUUGACAUGUUUUUCUAGAUUUAAAAAAUUAUAUUACUCAUUGAUUGUUUCUUUAAGUAUGACUGUAUCUGUGAAAGAGGUGAAUUUUUUUAAAUAUUUAUUAAGAAAAAUAUCAAAACAUUGGCCUGUUUAAUUUUACUACAUUACAGAGAGGAAGCAUAUUUGGUAAAAAUCUGUUGUGACAGAAUGACCCGUGCCUGAAGACCUGAAGC
Messenger RNA from Xyrauchen texanus (razorback sucker), 4911 nucleotides. Its product is annotated as DNA repair protein REV1-like. The transcript has 22 exons. Bases 257 to 4018 code for a protein of 1253 amino acids. The record is from RefSeq and is a predicted model, not a curated record. Lineage: Eukaryota; Metazoa; Chordata; Actinopteri; Cypriniformes; Catostomidae. Gene Ontology annotation, molecular function: deoxycytidyl transferase activity; DNA-directed DNA polymerase activity; damaged DNA binding. Gene Ontology annotation, cellular component: nucleus. Gene Ontology annotation, biological process: error-free translesion synthesis; error-prone translesion synthesis.